This is a messenger RNA of Leptosia nina, 2106 nucleotides long. The record is from the annotation of a GenBank genome assembly. NCBI's taxonomy places the organism in Eukaryota, Metazoa, Arthropoda, Insecta, Lepidoptera, Pieridae.
GAUAUUGAGAGAGGCACCAGCUACCUUCGCCUUCGACCCGACCGUGUGGCGAUGCAAGAUGCCACUGCCCAGAUGGCAAUGUUGCAAUUCAUCUCAUCUGGCUUGCCAAGGGUGGCAGUGCCGUCCACCAUACAUUGUGAUCACUUAAUAGAAGCCCAGAUUGGUGGAGAGAAAGAUUUGGCGAGAGCAAAGGACAUCAACAAAGAAGUCUACAAGUUCUUAGAGACGGCUGGGGCAAAAUACGGCGUCGGCUUUUGGAAGCCAGGUUCUGGUAUCAUUCACCAGAUUAUACUUGAAAACUAUGCUUUCCCUGGAUUGUUGAUGAUCGGAACAGAUUCUCAUACUCCAAAUGGAGGAGGUCUAGGUGGACUUUGCAUUGGUGUCGGUGGUGCCGAUGCCGUAGACGUGAUGGCCGAUAUCCCGUGGGAGCUGAAGUGCCCGAAAGUAAUCGGCGUACGCCUGACUGGUAAAUUGUCCGGCUGGACUUCUCCCAAGGACGUCAUUCUAAAAGUAGCCGGUAUCCUGACGGUGAAAGGAGGCACAGGAGCGAUCGUGGAAUACCAUGGCCCCGGAGUGGAUUCCAUUUCCUGCACUGGAAUGGCCACUAUUUGCAACAUGGGUGCCGAGAUUGGAGCCACUACAAGUUUGUUCCCAUACAACGCUCGCAUGGAAGCAUAUCUGAAGUCGACGGGUCGCGAGGGAGUGGCCAGCGCUGCCAACUCUGUCAAGCAUCUCCUCACUCCAGACGCAAAGGCGCCUUACGAUGAACUCAUCGAAAUCGACCUAUCCACCCUGGAGCCCCACGUGAACGGACCGUUCACACCGGACCUCGCCAACCCCAUCUCCCAGUUGGGCGACGCCGCCAAGAAGAACGACUGGCCGGUCGACAUCCGCGUAGGACUCAUCGGGUCUUGCACCAACUCUUCGUAUGAGGACAUGGGUCGCUGUGCUAGUAUCGUCAAAGAGGCGCUAGGACACGGUGUCAAAUCUAAGAUUCCUUUCAACGUGACACCCGGAUCCGAACAAGUCCGCGCCACCAUCGAGAGGGACGGCAUCGCACAGACUUUGAGGGACUUCGGCGGUACUGUGCUGGCUAACGCGUGCGGUCCUUGCAUCGGUCAGUGGGACCGUAAAGACGUGAAGAAGGGUGAAAAGAACACCAUUGUGACGUCGUACAACCGAAACUUCACCGGACGCAACGACGCCAAUCCUGCUACCCAUUGUUUUGUCACCAGCCCCGAGCUGGUCACGGCCCUCUCCAUUGCAGGUCGCUUGGACUUCAAUCCGAUGAAGGACGAAUUAACCGGCGCCGACGGCAAGAAGUUCCGUCUCUCGGACCCGUUCGGUGACGAGUUGCCCACGCGUGGUUUCGAUCCCGGCCAAGAUACUUAUGAGCACCCACCGGCUGACGGCACGAAGGUGAAAGUCGACGUAUCACCCACUUCUGACCGUCUUCAACUCUUGGAACCAUUCGACAAAUGGAACGGCAAAGAUCUCACCGAUCUGACCAUCUUGAUCAAAGUGAAGGGCAAGUGCACCACGGACCACAUAUCCGCCGCCGGACCCUGGCUCAAAUAUCGCGGUCACCUGGACAACAUUUCCAACAAUAUGUUUAUCACAGCGACGAACGCCGAGAACGGCGAACUGAACAAGGUUCGCAACCAGAAGACAGGGGAAUGGGGUCCCGUUCCCGGAACGGCUCGCGCGUACAAGGCGGCGGGCAUUCCGUGGUGCGUCGUGGGGGAUGAGAAUUACGGAGAGGGCUCGAGUCGGGAGCACGCAGCGUUGGAGCCACGUCACUUGGGCGGUCGAGCUAUCAUCGUCAAAUCCUUCGCCAGAAUCCACGAAACUAACCUGAAAAAACAAGGCCUGCUUCCUCUCACGUUCGCCAACCCAAGUGAUUAUGACAAAAUCCAGCCUGCCGACAAGCUUUCGCUGCUCGGUCUGAAGGAUCUCGCUGCCGGAAAGCCUGUAGAAUGCGAAAUCAAGCAUCAGGACGGCAAGUCGGAGCGCAUCAAAUUGAACCACUCCCUCAACGAACAACAGAUCGCUUGGUUCAAGGCCGGUUCGGCUCUCAACCGCAUGAAGGAACUCGCUGCCAAGUAA